UCUGUGGUGCUACAUUAUGGCUUUGAAUAUAGAACAGGACUUGUGUGAGUGUGAAUGUCUACAGAAAGUGGACAAAACCCACACAAAAGAUACACAAUAUAAAGUUUACUUUAUUUGCAUACUGAAGUGUUCAGGUUGACUGCAGUCUGUCUUGGUGUGAUGUGUAUUCUUCAAGCAACUCUCAACAUCACCCUGAGACUACACUCUAGCCCUGAGCCUGAGACAGAACUGUUAAACAACAGUUAUUACAACUUGACUAUAGAAGAGCUACGGACCAUUUACGACAAACUGUUUAAAGAGAAUCAUCAGUUACACUUAUAUAUAAACCAUUUAAAGACCAGGUACACCAAAGUGUUUGAGAAGAGAAAUGAGUUGGAAACCAAUUACACCCGUUUGGUUAAGAAGAGAGACCAAUUUGAGAGGACAUUUCCUGAAUUGGUGGAUAUCAUCGGAUUGGGAUGGAAAUAUUUCAACUCCAAACUUUACUACAUUUCCAAUGAAAAGAAGAGUUGGUAUCAGAGCAGUCAGGACUGCAAAAAGAAUGGAGCAAAACUGGUGACCAUAAGCAGCCAAGAAGAAGAGGACUUCAUCAUUAAACUGAUGGGCAACAAAUCUCAGGCUUGGGCUUGGAAGGAAGUUUUAGCACACAAGACUGGGAGUGUUGUGCAACCAAAUAAUGAAACAAAUCAGGCUUUUACUGGAAAAACUAGAUUGAACAGCAUUCCUUGUGAUGAGAAAGAGUGGUGGGUCUGUGAGAAAACAGUUUUUGAGGGAUUGGGUGAGUGAGAAAAAAAGGGACAAGCUGUAUGGGAGAUCCACUUUAUUAAUUAUUUUUCUUUACUAAUAUUUCUGUUGGAUUUCUUAGUGCUUUAAUUCUGAUUAACUUAAAGUUUAUUAAAAUUGUUCAUGUUUAAUUAUUUAUUGUAUUUUAUUAAUCUGCAUAUAUUAUACAUUUGGCAAUCAUUCAGCUAUUUAUCAUGUAUGAUGAAAGACCAUUUAAGGGGGAUUCAAAUGAUAUUAACUGAUGAUAAGAUUUUGUAUUCAUUUCUUACCCAUGAACCAAUAUUAAUGCUGUAUUUUAUUUGUAAAAAGAAACAAGCAACAACAAAAAUAAAUCACUGACAGUAGGAGUUGCUCAGUCAAGUGAAAUCUCACAUCUGUCACAUCUGUGACAUCCACAGAUCUAAACUGUCACAUUCACGUUCAAAUAUCUUCACACAUUAUGCCAGUUUCUACCCACUAGAGGUCGCCCUCUCUAAUUACUCAUAUUAUUGUCAGUUAAUUUGUACUGUAUUGUCUUGUCAUGAAGGAGCAUACUGCAUGCAUUACAUUAAAUCUAUA
This is a messenger RNA of Silurus meridionalis, 1341 nucleotides long. Its product is annotated as C-type lectin domain family 4 member F-like. Bases 160 to 786 code for a protein of 208 amino acids. Gene Ontology annotation, biological process: biological process involved in interspecies interaction between organisms. The transcript has 6 exons. The record is from RefSeq and is a predicted model, not a curated record. Gene Ontology annotation, cellular component: external side of plasma membrane. Lineage: Eukaryota; Metazoa; Chordata; Actinopteri; Siluriformes; Siluridae. Gene Ontology annotation, molecular function: carbohydrate binding.